GGUUCGAACUUUCUCCAAGAAAAACAUUGAACGACAUUUAAAUUCGAGAAAGACCUCAAUCAGCUUUUAAGUAAAACAAUUGGCGCACCUUGCAAGUGAUUAUACAAACACACAGAUAAUGGCUGGUAACAGCAUUACAAUCAACGGCGACAGAUAUGAGGUUAAUCUGGCUGCCCUGCCUGCGGACAUCUCGCUGAACACCUUCAUCCGAGAGCAUGCCGGUCUGACGGCCACGAAGUUCAUGUGCCAGGAGGGCGGAUGCGGCGUCUGCGUGUGCACUCUGACCGGCAUCCAUCCGGAGGCGGGUGAGGUGCGCACCUGGGCCGUGAACUCGUGCCUCACGCUGCUGAACACCUGCCUGGGACUGGAGGUGACCACCGCAGAGGGUCUGGGCAACAAGCGGGUGGGCUACCAUGCCAUCCAGGAGCGGCUGGCCAAGAUGAACGGCACCCAGUGCGGCUACUGCUCGCCGGGCACAUUCAUCGAUGUGGGAGGUUUGGCAGAGCUCAAGGGACACAAGCUGGAUGCUGGCUCCCUCACCCUCGGGGGUAACUUGAGCCUCACUGAAACGAUGGACAUUUGCCGACAGCUGGAGCAGACCAAAGACUUCGAGUACCUGGCCCAGGUGUGGCAGCACCUCGAUUGGAUCGCCAACGUUCCCGUUCGCAAUGCCGGCACCUUGGCGGGCAAUCUGGCCAUUAAGCAUGCCCACCCGGAGUUCCCCUCGGACGUGUUCAUUGUCCUCGAGGCUCUGGACGCACAGGUGAUUGUCCAGGAAUCGUUGGUGAAGCAGGCGACUGUCAGCCUCGCCAGCUAUCUGAAGACACCGAUGGAGGGAAAGAUCAUAAGAGGAAUAGUUCUCCCUGCGUACCCCAAGGAUCGUUUUCUGUUCGACUCCUACAAGAUCAUGCCACGUGCACAGAAUGCUCAUGCCUAUGUCAAUGCCGCUUUCCUGCUCGAGUUGGACAACGCUUCAAAGGUGAAGACUGCGAGGAUUUGCUUUGGUGGCAUCAAUCCGGAGUUUGUCCAUGCCACGGCCAUUGAGAGGCUGCUGCUGGGACGCAAUCCCUAUGAGAAUGGACUGGUGGAGCAAGCCUUUGGCCAACUGUCGACUAUUCUGAAACCCGAUGAGGUGCUGCCCGAUGCCUCGCCUGUGUACCGACGCAAACUCGCCUGCGGACUCUUCUACAAGUUUCUGCUGAAGACGGCAGCACAGAGGAAACAGGGAGUGGGCAGUCGCUUCGCUUUGGGUGGAUCUCUGCUGCAACGGCCCGUGUCGAGUGGAAAGCAAAACUUUGAGACCUUCGAGGAGCAUUAUCCAGUGACCAAGCCUACGGAGAAGCACGAGGGACUUAUUCAGUGCUCAGGGGAAGCAACUUUCGCCAAUGAUCUUCCCACGCAACAGAAUCAGUUGUGGGCUGCCUUUGUUCACGCCAAAAAAGUUGGUGCAAAGGUCUCAAAGGUAGACCCGCAGCCUGCAUUAAACAUACCCGGAGUGGUGGCUUAUUUGGAUGCCAAGGACAUACCAGGACCAAACUAUCUUGGACCCAAGACACGCGAGCCAAUGUUUUUUGCCGAAGACGAGGAGAUUUUUGCCACUGGCGAGAUCAAGUUCUACGACCAACCCGUGGGUGUGAUUGUCGCCAAUUCCAACGCGCUGGCUCAACGCGCCGCAGCAUUGGUGAAGUUAAGUUACGAAGGAGGAGCCAAGGAAGUGUUGCCCACACUCAAGGAUGUGCUGAAUAAGGUGGGAGCUUCAGCCAGUGAGCGUCUGGAGCAUCGAUACAAGUCAACGCUGAAGAGCCUCGACCUGGAGGGGGAACACUUCGAUGUGAGUUCCUCCGGACAGCUGGACUUGGGCCUGCAGUACCACUACUACAUGGAGCCACAGACUACUGUCGCAGUGCCCUUCGAGGGUGGAAUGCAAGUGCAUGUCACCACACAAUGGAUGGAUCUGUCGCAGGAUAUCAUUGCCAACAUUCUCAACCUAAAGGUGAACGAGGUGCAGGUGAAAACCCGCCGCCUAGGGGGUGGCUACGGUGGCAAGGCCACGCGCUGCAAUCUCGCCGCUGCUGCUGCUUCGAUUGCUGCCUACAAGCUGAAUCGUCCCGUGCGCUUUGUGCAGUCGCUGGAGUCCAUUAUGAGCACACUGGGCAAGCGCUGGGCCUUCCACUGUGACUACGAUUUCUUCGUGCAAAAGUCUGGCAAGAUUGUGGGCCUUGUCAGUCGCUUCUUCGAGGAUGCCGGCUACUUGUCCAACGAGUCCCACAUGGGCCAUGGCGUGGCGGUGUCCAGGAACUGCUACGAAUUCAGCGAUAACUAUAAACUGGAUGGCUUUCUGGUGUACACAGAUGCACCCACCAAUACACCGUGUCGUGCGCCGGGAUCAUUGGAGGGCAUUGCCAUGAUAGAGAACAUUCUGGAGCACAUUGCCUUCGAGACUGGACAGGAUCCUGCGGAUGUGCGCUAUGCUAAUAUUUUGCCCAAUCACAAAAUGGGCGAAAUGAUGCCAGGAUUUCUAGCUAGUACGCUAUACAAGGAACGUCGCUCUGAGAUUAUUGCCUACAACAAGGAGAAUCGCUGGCGCAAGCGUGGAUUGGGGCUGUCUAUAAUGGAGUACCAAAUGGGUUACUUUGGACAGUAUCCCGCGACGGUUGCUAUUUACCACAGCGAUGGCACAGUGGUGGUCACACAUGGAGGCAUUGAAAUGGGACAGGGCAUGAACACCAAAAUAUCCCAAGUGGUGGCCCACUCUCUGGGCAUUCCCAUGGAACAGGUGCGCAUUGAGGCCAGCGAAACGAUCAAUGGAGCCAACGCCAUGGGCACAGGCGGCUCCGUGGGCAGCGAAUCCAUUUGCUUUGCUGUGCGCAAGGCCUGCGAGACGCUGAACUCUCGCCUGGCGCCGGUCAGGGAGGAGGUGAAACCCUCCAACUGGCAGCAACUCAUCAAUGAGGCUUACAACCGGAAGAUCAAUCUCAUAGCGAAUGAUCAUUACAAGCAGGGCGACAUGGAUAAUUAUGCGGUGUGCGGCCUCUGCCUCACGGAGGUGGAAUUUGAUGUUCUGACGGGCAACUAUCUGAUCAGCCGCGUGGAUCUCCUGGAGGAUGCGGGAGAGAGUCUGAAUCCGUUUGUGGAUAUUGGACAGAUGGAAGGCGCUUUAAUGAUGGGCCUGGGUUACUGGACCAGCGAGCAGAUUAUAGUGGACAAGCAGACCGGCGAAUGUCUGACUAAUCGCACGUGGACCUACAAGCCACCUGGCGCCAAGGAUAUUCCCAUAGAUCUGCGCAUCCAAAUGCUGCCCAAGAGCCCCAACAAGGUUGGGUUUAUGCGGUCAAAGGCCACUGGGGAACCCGCCAUCUGUGUGGCCAUCGCUGUGGCCUUUGCCCUGCAGCAAGCCCUGCAAUCCGCCCGCGAUGAUGCCGGUGUGCCCAAGGCCUGGGUCACCCUCAAUGCCCCGAUGACACCCGAGUAUCUGGUACUCCACGCCGGCACCGAGCCCGCCAGCCAGUUCAAGCUGAACUAAGUGGCACAACGAAGGGGGCAGAAGAUCUGCUGCCCGUCGGUGAACAGAACGUGAGACACGGGCACGUGGCCUGCGGCAGCGAUGGGUACGCUCCGAUAAGCACGCCAAGAUAUACAUAGGAUGUACACCCCCACUCUCACUUAACCUAGAGGAGCAGUCCUUGGUAUUGUAUGCACAAUAAAUUAAAAACUUAUCCAAAGCUUAA
Molecule: messenger RNA, 3728 nt
Organism: Drosophila guanche
Lineage: Eukaryota; Metazoa; Arthropoda; Insecta; Diptera; Drosophilidae
Product: indole-3-acetaldehyde oxidase-like
Exons: 7
Coding region: 119-3523 (1134 amino acids)
Molecular function (GO): oxidoreductase activity; iron ion binding; 2 iron, 2 sulfur cluster binding
Source: RefSeq, a predicted model, not a curated record